Molecule: messenger RNA, 1348 nt
Organism: Coturnix japonica (Japanese quail)
Lineage: Eukaryota; Metazoa; Chordata; Aves; Galliformes; Phasianidae
Source: RefSeq, a predicted model, not a curated record
CUGCGGCCUAUGCGGGCCGAGCGGGCGGGGGGCGGGGAGAGGCGUUGCCUCGCAGUGACAGGAGGCCGGGCCAGCGAGGCGGAGGGGCCACAAGGAGCGGGCCUUACACACUCAGCCGGGCCCCAGCCGCGCUGCGUAAGUGUGAGCCCCAAUGGGGCCGAGUGUGAGGAGCUCACACCCCUAUGGGACUGUCGGCCCUCACCCUCCCCUCGGUUGCAGAGAGGCAGCGGGAGCUGGCCAGGGCGGCACUGCGGCGGCACGGGCUGCUGGGGGGGCCCGGUAGGCCACCAUUGAAACCUACAGCCAAAAGAGCAGUGAAGUUUCACAAGGGCUACGUGGCACUCAGCCAGACAGCAGAGGAAAGCCUGGUAUCUCUGGACUCAGACAGUGAUGGGGAGCUGGAAUCGAGGGGCUCAUCUGGCUACUCAUCUGCUGAGCAGGUGAACCAGGACCUGAGCCGGCAGCUGCUGCAGGACGGGUACCACCUGGAUGAAGUCCCAGAUGACGAGGACCUGGAUCUCAUCCCUCCCAAACCCACCACCUCCUCUUGCCCUUGCUGCUUUGGGGAUUCUCUCUCCUGUGUGGUCCAGUAGCUGCUGCUCACAUGGGACACCUCAAAAGCCACCACGUUCUUUAUCCCUUGGGAUGCUCGGUGGCAUCCCAAGAACUCAGUAGUGCUGCAUUAUAGCACCCAGCCAGUCCCAAACCACUUCUGGUUCUACAGAGCAAUAUCACAGGGGUGGUUCAGUGACAUACAGCCACAUGGGUUUCAUCUGUCACCAGGGUAAAGAAGGGACUCAUAGCAGUCCCAUUCUUCAGCCCUGAACAGCUCAGACACUACGCACCCAGAGUGCCCUAAAACCAUGUCCUCUUACAAGGACAUUGCUUGACAUGGUCCUCCUGAAUCUGCUCAUUAAGGUCAAAUUUGGAACAGCUCCACAAAUAGGCACAGUUACAUUCUUCCUUAUGUCUGUGUAUCUUAUGCUGCCAGCUGGCCAGGGCAGGAAGGUGCCCAAAGGGCAGCUUGCUUUUUCUUGGUAUAGGUGUGUUUUUCUUUCUUGUUAGAUAUAAAAAGGGCCAGUGUUGGCCUCUGGGUUUUAUUUAUGAUGUGUUCCCCCCAGCCAUCACGGUGCAGCUCAGCCCAUUUGGGCAUAGAUUCAAGGCAGAAGAGUUCUGCCUGGAGCGGGUUUUCUAAGCUGCCUUAAAUCAUGGUCCUGCUGUACUGUAGAGGACAAUCGGCUUCUUAUAAAGAAACCUUAUUUAAAUGAUCUAUGUCUAAAGAACUGAGGAUUUUUGGUAUACUCCUCAUUGGAGGAAGCACUCAAUAAACUGGAUCUUGUUACUCAAA